AUGGCGAGGCCUGCGCCCAGAUACUACAGCGACAGCGACACAGAUGUCAGUUCCUAUGGAUACAACUUGACGGCCGAGGAGGAGGAGGAAAUCUCCGCUCUCAUCGACUCCAUCUCGCCACCAACACCACCAGCACCACCAACAUCCCGUCCGGCAACUGGAGGACGCGCUUUGCCCCAAACCAAUGCGACUCCUUUCCCCCACUCUUGCGCUCCUCCUCGCUCCUCCUUAAAGCACUCUACUACCACAAUAGUCGCUGCUGAUCCUGCCUACGACAACUUCUUGGCCGAGGACGAGCUCUCUGCCCCAUCCUUCGACAUCCACUCCGAGAUCGAUAACGCAGUCCACCGUCACAUCGCCGUCAAGCCAGAUCCCGACGAGAGCGCGCGUGUCAUCCCGUUUUUCAAUGCUUCGUCAUCAGAUAGCAAGUCACGCCUCGCACCUUCUGUCCGCAACGACAACCCUCGGCUUGCCACGUUUGUCGCCGAUUCCAAGGCACCCGUUGACUCGGACGUACGCUACCCGGAUUUAAGCAGUGCGCUGUCAGGAUUGCAACCACAUGAUGAGCCUUCUGGGUCCCCAUCCAACACGCCUGCUAGCCAGGCUGGAACCCCUAGGAAGAGAGGCCGACCGAAACGAUCAACCCUGGAAAAGAACCUGGUGAUCGAGGACACCCGGUCGCCCAUCCUUCGUUUCCGAACAUUCCCCAAGAAGCCCUUUUCCGUUACUGAUCUCACGUCCGGCGCCUGGUGUGAGCUGCAAUACUACUAUGUUUUAAGUAAGCUCCCAGGCGGGAAGAGGACGCAAACACAGGCCAUGAAGGGGGGCACUGCGAUCCACGAGAAACUAGAGCGUGAGAUCUACACCCCAGUCUCCGUCGAGAUCACCAAACCCGAGGACAACUUCGGCCUCAAGAUCUGGAACAUCAUCACAGGUCUACGCACUCUGCGCGACACCGGCUUGACCCGCGAGCUGGAGGUAUGGGGCAUCCUCGACGACGGCCUCGUCGUCAACGGCGUCAUCGACGGGCUGAGCUACGAGAACCCGGACCCAACCCUCGAGGAGGAAGUCCUCAGCAGUCGGUCAAGCCAAGUCACCGACAAGCAACUCUCCCAACAGCAGGCCGAAAUCACGGAUUUCUUCCCGCCCGAAGUCGCCGACAAGCGCGAGAUCUUCAUCACGGACGUCAAGACGAGAGGAUCCAAGAAACCACCUACCAAAGCCGCCAUGCGCGUCACCAUCAUCCAGCUGUUCCUCUAUCAUCGCUUCCUCUCCGACAUGGCAUCUGGCAAACUCAACUACUGGCGCGUCUUUGAACGCUACGGCAUCGACCCCGAUGAACCCUUCUCUGACGCCUUUAUGGCGCAGAUGGGCGCUCUCCACGAAGAACUCUUUUCCGAUACCACCUCACAACCUGACUACGUCAGCGCCGCAUCCACCACCUCCGAGUCGGAAGCCCCUGAAGCGGGGGUCUCACACGACGUCGACAAUGACGACCUAGAAUCCACGGUCUCUUCACACGCCUUUGACUCACUCAAAUACCGCACCCUCCGAGACCUCGUCUCCCUCCUGAAAAUCGAGCUCCAACUCACCUUCCCCCGCGGCGGCGCUUCUCUGGGGCAGAUCGUAGCCGUGGAGUUCCGGUACCGGGCUCUGGAUCCUGUUCGCAUUGUGAACGAAGAAAACCAAUACGAAGAAAUAGAAGACCCGGAAAACGGAUCCGUCAUCUGCGUCAAUACGUUCUGGGUCGAGCCGGAAACGCUCGAUAUGUACCUGCAGGACGACCUGCAGUGGUGGAAGGGCGAAAGGGACCCGAGGGGUGUGCCCGUGGAGGAGUCGUACAAGUGCCAGAUGUGCGAGUUUGCGGGCGAGUGCGAUUGGCGCAUGAGCUGGAGCAGGAGACGAUGA
Messenger RNA from Sordaria macrospora k-hell, 1908 nucleotides. RefSeq lists its product as uncharacterized. Gene Ontology annotation, cellular component: nucleus; mitochondrion. The record is from RefSeq and is a predicted model, not a curated record. Gene Ontology annotation, biological process: interstrand cross-link repair. Gene Ontology annotation, molecular function: single-stranded DNA 5'-3' DNA exonuclease activity. Lineage: Eukaryota; Fungi; Ascomycota; Sordariomycetes; Sordariales; Sordariaceae.